Molecule: messenger RNA, 1349 nt
Organism: Prunus mume (Japanese apricot)
Lineage: Eukaryota; Viridiplantae; Streptophyta; Magnoliopsida; Rosales; Rosaceae
Molecular function (GO): hydrolase activity
Source: RefSeq, a predicted model, not a curated record
ACCAAAAAAAAAAAAAAAAUCAGUCCGUUUGCACUCUCUCAGUCAGAGGUUCAGUUCAGAUCAAAAGCUUUCACUCCACAUGGUAGUGAGCAUUGCGCCUUAUUGCUUGAGUUUUUCUCAACAAACCUGUCAUUCAAACUACAUUUCAAAGCAUAUAGCAUUAAGUGAAUAUAGAAGAGACAUACGGAGGGGUUGCCUUAGAAGGCCUCAGAUUUUGCCUUCUACUCUUGGAGAUGCUGUUGGGUUACGUGUGUUUGUGCUUUCCGACUUGCACACCGACUAUACCGAGAACAUGGAAUGGGUCAAGUGCUUACCAAGUGUCAGAUACAAGAAUGAUAUUCUUAUUGUUGCGGGUGAUGUUGCUGAGACGUACAAGAACUUUAUCGUGACAAUGUCUCUCUUGAAGGACAGAUUUGAGCAUGUCUUGUAUGUACCUGGCAACCAUGACCUUUGGUGCCGUCACGAGGGAGAAAUUUAUCUUGAUUCUCAUCAGAAAUUAAAGAAAUUGCUUGACACGUGUAGAGGACUUGGAGUUCAGACCAGUCCAAUGGUUUUAGAUGGCUUAGGAAUCAUUCCUUUGUUCUCAUGGUACCAUGAGAGCUUUGAUAGGGAGGAGGAAAUAACCAGCAUCCACGUUUUGCCUUUGGAGAUGGCAUGUAAGGACUUCAAGGCAUGCAAGUGGUCCAAGGAACUGUCAAAUGGAGAUAUCUCACUUGCCCUGUACUUUGAUGCAAUGAAUGAAAAGAAUCAGAGUGUGAUCAAGGAGAUCCAGAACACAUGUAACCAAAUAAUUACAUUUUCUCAUUUUGUUCCCAGGCAAGAGCUGUGCCCAGAGAAAAGGAUGCUAUUCUAUCCAAAGCUUCCAAAGAUUAUCGGUUCUGAUUGUCUUGAGUUCCGUAUAAGGUCUAUCCAUGGGGUUGAAGGAAGUCCAUCUGCAUGUCAUGUGUUUGGUCAUACACAUUUCUGCUGGGAUUCAGUGCUUCAUGGUAUCAGGUAUGUGCAGGCUCCAUUGGCUUACCCAAGAGAACGGAAGAGAAGAAUGAAUGGGGGUGACAAGUGGUUGCCAUUUUGUAUCUAUAGCAACGGAAAGUUUUCUGAUAGACUUUCACCUUGUUAUUGGUCUGAUUAUUACUCUACCAACCCACGAACACCUCAUAACACUCAACUUGCUCCUUGGGUUGCCAGAUUUUAUAACCAAACAUGACAAAAUGUUGAUUAUCUGUUAUCAUGUUACAUAAACCUGCUGAAUAUGUGGUGAUCACUGUUCAUGUUACAUAAACUUGCUGAAUAGUAGUGAUCACUGUUCAUGCCGUUUGUUCAUCUAUAAACCUUGUGGUUCUGAUUCUGAA